Messenger RNA from Pseudophryne corroboree (corroboree frog), 4121 nucleotides. RefSeq names its product vascular endothelial zinc finger 1 (gene VEZF1). Gene Ontology annotation, molecular function: RNA polymerase II transcription regulatory region sequence-specific DNA binding; DNA-binding transcription factor activity, RNA polymerase II-specific. The record is from RefSeq and is a predicted model, not a curated record. Bases 358 to 1947 code for a protein of 529 amino acids. Gene Ontology annotation, biological process: regulation of transcription by RNA polymerase II. The transcript has 7 exons. Gene Ontology annotation, cellular component: nucleus. NCBI's taxonomy places the organism in Eukaryota, Metazoa, Chordata, Amphibia, Anura, Myobatrachidae.
CGGAGGAGGAGAAGGGGGGCGGGGGAAGGGGAGACCGCCGCGUGGUUCCUACCCACAACCCCCCUCCUUCCCCAGUGACCGAGGGCGCAGGAGCCGCCGCACCAUCUCUCUCUCCAUCCUCCCUCCUCCCGAAUGGUCUCUCCCAGAGGUUACCGGAAGUAGUGCGGCGCUGCUGCCAUGUUCCCUGCCGCCGCUUUGUUGUAGCCUCUGAUGUAGGAGCUGCGCGUUUUUUUUUGUUUUUUUUUUCUCUUCCUUUUUUUUUUUUUUUUUCUUCCCCCCCCCCCCCCCCCCCCCUGUUCCUUCAGCAGCAGCCGCACCCCUCCCCCUCCUCCUGCUCCCGCCUCCCCCCGGACCGCCAUGGAGGCCAACUGGACGGCUUUCCUGUUCCAGGCUCAUGAAGCGUCCCACCACCACCACCACCAUCACCAUCAUCAACAGCAAGCUGCCCAGAAUAGCUUGCUGCCACUCUUGGGAGCUCCAGUUGAGCCUCCUGAUCAAAAACCUAUGUUACCUUUACCAAUAACUCAAAAACCCCAACCUCAGCCGGAGGGUCUGAAAGAGCAUGUUGUAGUAAAGAAAGAAAAGACCAAAACUUCCUUUGUGUGCACCUAUUGCAGCAAAGCCUUUAGGGACAGUUACCAUUUAAGGCGCCAUGAAUCCUGUCAUACCGGGAUUAAGUUAGUGUCACGACCAAAGAAAACACAGACUGCACCGGUCGUGCCACUCAUAUCGACUAUUGCAGGAGACAAUAGUAGAACCUCCUUGGUUUCAACGAUUGCAGGGAUACUGUCGACUGUUACAACGUCGUCUUCAACUACAAUUCCUAGUGCCAGCACUAGCAUCCCAACUAUGCCCAUUACUCAACCAGUGAAGAAGCCUAGCAAGCCCGUUAAGAAAAACCAUGCGUGUGAGAUGUGUGGGAAGGCUUUCAGGGAUGUGUAUCAUCUAAAUCGGCACAAGCUAUCCCAUUCAGAUGAAAAACCCUUUGAGUGUCCAGUCUGCAAUCAGCGUUUCAAGAGGAAAGACCGCAUGACCUAUCAUGUAAGAUCUCAUGAAGGAGGGAUUACCAAACCCUAUACCUGCAGUGUUUGUGGAAAAGGAUUUUCAAGACCUGAUCAUUUAAGUUGUCAUGUGAAGCAUGUCCACUCCACCGAAAGACCCUUCAAAUGCCAGACGUGUACUGCUGCCUUUGCCACGAAAGACAGGCUGAGGACACAUAUGGUGCGCCACGAGGGGAAGGUGUCUUGUAAUAUCUGUGGCAAACUUCUUAGUGCCGCCUACAUCACCAGUCAUCUAAAGACACAUGGCCAAAGUCAAAGUAUUAACUGCAAUACGUGUAAGCAAGGUAAAAAGUUUCAAGGACAACUUCACGAACUUCAAACUCCACUUCAUUGUAGAAUCAAAUAUGAAGCCCCAGACUCACUCUUUUGUGCUGUGGAUCAGAAUCACAGGACCUUUUCAAUAGGUGAUUUUAUGUCUUCAUACCAGCUGAUUCAGAAGCCAUCUACAUUGCAAUACACAAGCAACAUGUGCCAAACUUCUACUGUAGCUCAGACGUCUGUGACUCUUACUUCUCCUUUCAAUAUUACAUCCACUAUGGCAGCAUCGGGGACCCUAACAAACCCAGUAACAGUGGCAGCAGCCAUGAGCAUGAGAAGUCCAGUGAAUGUCUCAAGUCCUGUUAACAUCACUUCUCCCAUGAACUUGGGGCACCCAGUGACCAUAACAACACCAAUUUCAAUGACUUCACCUUUGUCCUUAACAUCUUCAGUCAAUCUGCCUACCUCUGUUACUUCUCCAGUGAAUAUAGCACAUCCAGUCACUAUAACGAGCCCUAUGAAUCUGCCAACAUCAAUGACUUUAGCAGCCCCAUUAAAUAUAGCAAUGAGACCAGUGGAGAGUAUGCCAUUCUUAUCCCAAGCUCUACCAUCUACACCACCUUGGUAAAGAAGUUGAAAUGAAAAAAGUAUGUAUUCACAACAGUAUUCAAAGUAUGCUUGUUCAAUAGUUCUCUACAGGCAACUUACAUUAUGAUUUACCAAGGAGGCAUAUAAAAUGUGCUGCAGACUGAACUUCUGAUUAAUUUCAUUGGUAAUUAGUCGGCCUCAUCACUAGUGACCUGGACCACACCCACUGAAGAAAGGGGGGAUGGGACAUAAAAAUGAAGACUGCAUAUAGACUAGAAGACUGUUUGCGACAGAAUUGAAAAAAAAAAAAAUUUUUUUCGUAUUUUACCCAAAUUAUUCCUGUUUUUAAAUAACACUAGCAAGAGAUGUCUUUGUUGUAAUCCAACACAUUUCGAUACUUCCCCUCCCCUCUUUUUUAUUUUUUUUAUUUUAUUUUUGAAUCACUACUAUAACAGAUGCAAGGACAGAUGCUCCUCUGUGCUUCUUAAGUGGCAAUAUUCCAAGUAAAUUAAACCUGUAGAACACAGUAAUGUGUGUUCCUAAGAAUCCGCAUUUCUCAGCAAUGGAGGUUUGUAAGCAGUAUUCCAUAGGAAAAUGGAAGUUUCCAAUAUUUAUCUGGAAAGCACAUGUAACUUAAGUCGCUCUCACAUUGAGCGAAUACAUAUUAGUGACACAGGCUAAAAUGAAAUUUCAAAAAGAAAUUCUCAAGUUCUUUGAUUACUUGUCCCACUUUUGAUUCUUGACUCCUCAGCAUUUUGAAUGUAAAUAUUUUUCAUUUCACAGCAAGAAAGGGAGUAUUCUCAUUUCUAAUUUUUGUCAAAUUAUACGUUUGUCCAACAAGAAUCUUGGAAAAUGUGUCACACCAUGGAAAGAUAAAAAUGUUUUUCAAAUUAGUGGUCACGUCAAUUACCCUCGGAUGUCUACUUCUCUGUUGAAGCCUUAUUACAAGUUUUGUCUUGAUUAUUGACGUGUAGCUAAGAAAUGCAGAAAAGCAUAUUAUAACCAGCAUGAAAUUGAACAAAAGGAAGAUUUUUCAAGAAAAAUUUAAAACAAUGUUUCACUUAACGGGUGUAGAAGCACAAGGAGGAUCUGAAUGCGCUAACCCAUUUUGGACUUUCUGAUGGGACAGAAAAGUUGUAGGAGAUGUUUGUUUUUUAAUUAAAAUUGUAUACAGUUUGUUUUCUAACCACUAAUUAGGUAGUGAGCCCAGCAAGCCAAGCCAAGAUUAUAUAAAGAUUAUUCAUAUGUGGUUUUGUGUUUUUGUUUUCUUCCUUUUUGUGUGUUUUUUCUUUAUGAUGUUAUUAAUUGUGUGCUGUAGAAAACUGUUUAUUGUGUAAAUAUGUUAGCAUUUUUUUAUAUUCAAAUCCUCGUUCUUGCUAGUAUUCUUUUAGUGACAGUGGGACUUUGCCUGUUUUGGCCUGUCCCCCAAUAGCACUUGCUUAUUGGUCAGAUCAUACACUUAACCACACACACCCUAUCCAUUGCUGUGCUUACAUGUAUGUGUUAUUAAUUUUGAGUUUAAUCAUCCCAAAUGUUAACUGUAUUGUAGUAAACCAAAUGAUUACAAAAUCCCUGCUUUUUAGAGAAUCAUGUGACCUAAACUCUUCUUUGUUUUUAGAUAAGCAUUGAAUCUUUAAUUGCUGUAGAUAAUGGCUAGCACAUUUUAUAAGCAAUGUGUUACAGACUUUUCCAGACAUUAUGUUUAGCGAUAUAUUUAAAAAAAAUAAAAAAAUUCUCUACAUCAAAAAAGUUUUCUCCUAUCAGAGUAAUUUUUAUUUAUACAUUUCAACCUGUUUUCUGCUGGACAAAUUAUUUUGGCAGAUAAUGGUAUCAUAUGAACUUAUAACAAGUAUUCUAAAGGCCUAUUCAGCCAUUGCAGUAGAAAAAGUGGCCUGCUUUAACGUAAGGGGACAAGCUUCUUUAAUGAGAAGUGUCUGGAUAGAAACAUACAGAGUGUAGGGGCUUGAUAUAUACAAUAAAAUAGAAUUCAGUGUAAAAAAUAAUUUUAUAACUGGUUUUUUUUUUUUCUGUAUUGUAGGACAUAAAAUUGUACAUCUUUUGUAUAUACAAAAGCUUAGGUACUUUCUGGUUAGCAGAAAGCAGCCACAUUCCUACACUUAAUGUAUAUGUUUGUUAUAAUGUCUGUAAACAUGCCCCAUGUUUGUGCCUUUUUAAUUAGUUGGUCUCAAUAAACAAGAAAUGUAGAGCAAAUUC